This is a messenger RNA of Apis florea (little honeybee), 2322 nucleotides long. Its product is annotated as protein brambleberry. Lineage: Eukaryota; Metazoa; Arthropoda; Insecta; Hymenoptera; Apidae. The record is from RefSeq and is a predicted model, not a curated record.
GCAGCGCUAUGACCGUUAUGAAAUGCUAUUGUCUGUGAGAUAAAAUAAACACUUGUCACGAAAUCUUAUUCUGUGGAAUGGUUAUUUUUGUUCAUCAUCUACUAAUAAUGUAAAGUUUAUGAUGUUAUUAAUAAAAUUUUCUAUGCUAUAAAAAUAUCUCAUUGUCAUUGACCAGUGAAAGUGAUUUUACUGUAAAUAACUUUCUUUUAUAAGAUCUAAUUUUUUUUACAACGUAUUAUAAAAAAAUUGAUUAUACAGUCUUAUUAAAUUUUUACUUAUUAAUCAAUUUUUAUUCAAUUCAUCAUUAAAUUAUUUAACAUUUAAAAGAAAAGCUGAUAUAAAAUGGCACAGACAUACUGUUUAUUAAUUUAUUGCAUUAUAUCAUUAUUUUAUCAAAGUGGUUAUGCCUCAAUAUUCGGAUGGUUUUGGAAUAAAGGUUCAGAUGAAACUACUCUGGUAGCUGAUGGUAUUCCAUUACUUUCAAUACCAUAUGAAUCUAUGACUGAGGAUGAAAAAUUCCUUCAGGAAGCUGCAAAAUUUACAGAGAUUCAAGUAUCAUCACCUUUAGAAACUUGCCAACACAAAGUCAUUAUGAAAAUAAAAACCUCAUGUUCUGAAAUGACAGAAGAACAACUUGCCAAAUUGAGUGUUAAUCUUUUAAAUUGUCAAUCUACAGUAGAAGGCAGAAAAAUAUUUCCAUGUACUGAUGAAAUGUCUCUAAAACAAUGUACCACAGAUAUGGAUUCAGAUAUGUGGAAUGCAUAUCAUUUAAUGAGUAACAGAGCUAGAGCAGUUUGUUAUGCAGCACGUAGUGCUCAGUUCCGUGCUCUUUCAGAAUUGACUGUGAACAAAUUAAUGCAAACUGCUCAUACACAAAUCAAAACAUUGAGUUCUUUGAAGGAAAGUCAGGAUCGUUUAGAAGAGCAAACUAUAGAAGCCUUAGAAUCAUUGUCAAAAGGCAAUAAAGCAUUAUUAGAACAACAAAAGUAUUUAAAAGAUGCACAAGCAUCUGCUCAUAAUCUUGUGACAACAAAUCUAAGAGAAUUGAAUAACGAAAAAGCUUUGAUUCGAUCUGGUCACACACAACUUGCAACAAUGGCCAAUGAUAUCAGGAAAAAAUUAGAGGAAGCAAAUAAAAAUUUAGAGGAACAAGCUAUCGAACGUGGUCAAAAUCAUAAGGAAAUACUUCAGGAUUUAAUGAAUAUUCAAGAACAAGCACACUUGAUUUGGGAUAAAAUAGAAUCUAGCACAAAUCGAAUUUUUACACAACAUGAAGAAGUACUUGUCCAAUAUGAACAAACUUUGCAAAAAUUAAAUCAAAUUAAUAAUACUAUUCAAUAUAUUUGGGAUAUAACAAACAAUAUGCGUGCAGAAAUGGAUGAAAAACUUAAUUGGUUGACUAAAUAUAUAGGUGACAGUGGAGAACAAAUGCAUCGAAUAUAUCGUGUAGGUUUACACAUUAUUUAUUUAUUAUUUGCUAUGGUGAUUGCUGCAUUUCUUCAUGCACCAUUAUUAACUAGAAUUACUAUUAUGGGGAUUGUACCAUUAAAUUUGUUAUCUUUUUUAAAACAUGGCAUGGAUGCUUGUUUGGAUUUUGUAUCAAUGAGUGUAUUGAUAUUCUUAAUUACGAUGAUGCACUUUAUGAUGGUUGGAAUUCAACGUAUAUGUGGUCCAAAAAAUAUAAAAAGAAGAUCAGAAUCAAUUCAAGUAAUUAAUCAAAAUGAUCAUGUAAAUGGUAUAACGCGAGAAUAUGUUUCUUCUUAUUCUAAUCCCCAAUCAUCACAUACUCCUUCAAUAUCUUUCUACACAAAUCUAAAAAAAAAUACUUGGAAAUUUUAUAUUUUUAUGCGCUACCAAAUAAAUCGUUGUAUUGAAAAAUUUAGUUCGCUGGUGCAGGCAGUAGCUUCAUGGAGCAAACCAGGUUUUGUGCAAAGCGAGGAAUUAUCUUGUUCGUAUAUAUCCUCAAGAAAAAAUCGAGAAGAUCUUAUUCACAAUUACGAACAAGAAUAUCCUAGUAUGUCUGAAGAUGUCACUGAUUAUGAAAAUUCGAAUUUGAUAGACGAAAGAAAUAGAAGCGUUGAUGAUUACGAAAAUUUAAUCGAUGCUAAUGAUCUUAGGCAAAGAUUAAGAAAAUUGGAAAGUCUUACUAACAGAUCUUCUUAUUCUCGUCAACAGUCGCCUUCCAGAAGUGUUACUCCAUCAUAUACUUCGAGGAUAUGUAAUGCUACAACAAGAAGUGGCAAAAGAUGUCGGUUAUAUGCAAUAAAUGGACAAAUGUAUUGUAACAGACAUUCUCUUGGAAGCUCAAUUAUGGGUGAUUGA